AUGAUAUUGUAUUGUAGAUUUACCAAUUUUUCACUUUCUGCAAUCACUCCAACGUCAUCAUCAUUGGCUAGUUUACACCUUAAUUAUACUGAUUUAUCACGCAUCAUAAUCGUGAAUCAGAUGAAUAUGGAUUCAAUGUUGGAUAAAAUUAGUACACAGUUGUCAGAUAGUUUGACGAUCUCAUUAGAUAAUGAAUAUGACAAUAGUUUAAUUGUAACCAAAGAACCAAAAUUAUUAAUAAGUAAUAAUUAUGAUUGGAUUGGUGGAUCCAUUUCCACAGGAUAUUCAAAUGUAGAAGGCGAUUUAUUGAAAGAGCGCAUCAAUGUACAGGCUACAAUUACUCGAUGUUUAGAAUUCCAAAUUUAUCGUCUAUCUAACACCGCCGGUGAUGAUCAAAAUGACGAUUUUGCUAAUCUAGGCAUUUGUAUACGAUUUGUAAUCACUGACGGUAGCGGCAGUGCAUUGGUACAAUUGGGUCAUCCGUUUAUCAUACCUUCCUUAUCAUCUAGCGGUGUUCCUUGUCAGAUCCUGUCGAAUAAUGAUUCAUCCUCAACAAGUCCUAAAGAUAAUUUGGAAUUAGCACGUCUUUUAUUAGGAUUGAAUUGUUUAAUUUGGAAACGACUAUGUUGUCAGUGGAAACGUUUAUUAGAUCAAGGCGUUGAUUUAUCAUUCAAUUUUUAUGAAUUAACAAAUGAUAAUACAACUUCUGAAUGUAACACCUCUUCAUUGUCCUCUACAUCCUCUACAUCAUUUUCAUCUGAAGUCACUUCAAAUAAAAAAUAUAACUUGAUACCAAUUAAAUUAGCAUUGAAAACUUAUUUGAAUUCACCGACAUUUUUAAGAAAUUGUCGAUUCACAUUGAAAUACAGAACUAAGAAUGUUCCACAUUAUCAUCGAUCCACCACAACAUCAACACUGUCUUUAUCGAAUUCUGCCGAUCAUUGGCGAUUGAAACAGAUUAAUUUAAAAGACAGUGAUAAUUCUGUAUAUUCUCAUGAUAAUCACCUUUGUCAACAACAAUCCGUUUACUUUGUUCUACCUCCAUAUAGAUUGUACACCUUAUUAAAUGUUACCUCUCAUAAUGAUGAUUUCAAUGAUUAUGAAUGA
This is a messenger RNA of Schistosoma mattheei, 1107 nucleotides long. The record is from the annotation of a GenBank genome assembly. Lineage: Eukaryota; Metazoa; Platyhelminthes; Trematoda; Strigeidida; Schistosomatidae.